AUCACUCUCCUCUUUAUCUGUCUUACGGGCGACCAUCAUGUGCCUAAUGGUGGGCUAUCUGGUCCUCUUGCCGCUAUCGGUGAGUUUGCUGAUAACUCGAGGCCCCCGUGAUUUUUUGCCUCGAUUAGGAAACGAAAUGGCAUUGUCCUCUGGCGCUCUGGUCGUGUCUGCAGCUGGCACCAUGUUCCGCUCUUCCAGGCGUGCCGUUUGUCAGGGCUUGUUUCGCCUGAGCUGUGGGCGAGAAGAAGCUGCCCAAGGGGCACGAGUCUUGCGGCAGGGAACGGCAAUGCGCUGUGCUGAACACGUGGAAGUCAGCCAGGACUGCUGCUGGAGUCUUGCGCGGCAACAUGCAUCCCACUGCAGACGGGCUCUAGUAAGUGAAUGGGCCUCCGCCUGAUUCUUCUGACCGCCAUAUACUCCUCAGUUCAGAAUCUGAUGUUUGUGUUCUUCCUGCUCUGGAUCCUUGGAAUCUACACUCAGUUCACGGCGGUGGUUCCUUCCUUUGCCAUAAGCCUCAAUUGCGUGAUCAGUUCCGCAUUUCACACAAUACCACCCCCAGGACAGGUUCCAACCUGCAGUUAUUUUUUCAACCUCCCUACGUUGGCUCAUCCUAUCCUGCUACGUCUACCACGAUAUCGUUGUUCUUUCGUUCAAAAGCAUCCGCAGUUCAGUGAAGAAAGUUCUGAGUCAGUUCCAAAUGGCAGCCACCCGGCCUGGACAACAGCCGCAGACGAAUGGGAACAGCAAUAUGAGCGUGCAUGGUUCCCGUGCCCCGGGCAAGAUUCACGGGGUCCCUGCUGAAAUUGCUGUCGAGCAUCAUUCGAGUCAAACAGACGUCGAAAUCGACCCGGAAUCCGCUCGGUGGCUAACAGUUUCACCAUAUCUUGAGCCAGAGCAUCUCUUGGAUCUGAACAGUGUCGACACUCCACAUCGUCUUCUCGCUCUUGCAUCGACACAGCUAGAACCGGCUUCAGGAAAGUAUGCCAUAGUCCCAUACGAAGACGCAUUCGACUGGAGCAGUCUCAUGGCAACAUUGAAGUCAUUAGCAGCCAAAGAGGGAUAUAGAUGGACACGGCAAGAGUUCUACGUCGUCGAGUUCAGAUCGAAACUCAAGAAGAACAUUGCCGUUGAUCUCUUGUUCAAAUUGGACAAACAAUCCCACGUUGAAGCUACCCAGAGUGGAGGGCUUCUGAAAUACUGGUACGGGGUGCCUGACACGGAUAGGAGAAACCUGGCAACCUGCUUCUGGCGGAAUAAGGAAGACGCAGUCAACGGUGGCCGAGGGCCAUGGCACAAACAAGCACGGGCGGCUAUUUCCAGCAUGUAUGAGGAGAUUGAUGUGAAAGGGCUGCGCUUCACGAUCGAAGACGACGUGGCAAGCUGGGGAUUUUCACCGUAUGCUUGAUGCUGGAAGUUUCCAGUGAUCUGUCUGCGGUAAUCUCGAAAAAGGAGAGCUGGGCAGAUUCAAAAUUGAGAUUGACUCUUCAGGAAGCGGUGGUUGUUGGUUUCAGAGCGUCGGCGUAGCAGCGUUCAGGUCGUUCAGGGUCAAGGCUCCGGUCAUCACCUGUGGGACAUAGAUUGCUUGAAUGACAAUUCCUCAUGACCGUGCGUGGUCACAUUAUG
Messenger RNA from Cladophialophora immunda, 1623 nucleotides. RefSeq lists its product as uncharacterized. The transcript is spliced from 2 exons. Lineage: Eukaryota; Fungi; Ascomycota; Eurotiomycetes; Chaetothyriales; Herpotrichiellaceae. Bases 698 to 1405 code for a protein of 235 amino acids. The record is from RefSeq and is a predicted model, not a curated record.